UCUAGUUCUAGUUCUAGUUCUAGUUCUAGUUCUAGUUCUAGUUCUAGUUCUAGUUCUAGUUCUAGUUCUAGUUCUAGUUCUAGUUCUAGUUCUAGUUCUAGUUCUAGUUCUAGUUCUAGUUCUAGUUCUAGUUCUAGUUCUAGUUCUAGUUCUAGUUCUAGUUCUAGUUCUAGUUCUAGUUCUAGUUCUAGUUCUAGUUCUAGUUCUAGUUCUAGUUCUAGUUCUAGUUCUAGUUCUAGUUCUAGUUCUAGUUCUAGUUUUAGUUCUAGUUCUAGUUUUAGUUCUAGUUCUAGUUCUAGUUCUAGUUCUAGUUCUUGUUCUUGUGCUAGUUCUAGUUCUAGUUCUAGUUCUAGUUCUAGUUCUAGUUCUAGUUCUAGUUCUAGUUCUAGUUCUAGUUCUAGUUCUAGUUCUAGUUCUAGUUCUAGUUCUAGUUCUAGUUCUAGUUCUAGUUCUAGUUCUAGUUCUAGUUCUAGUUCUAGUUCUAGUUCUAGUUCUAGUUCUAGUUCUAGUUCUAGUUCUAGUUCUAGUUCUAGUUCUAGUUCUAGUUCUAGUUCUAGUUCUAGUUCUAGUUCUAGUUCUAGUUCUAGUUCUAGUUCUAGUUCUAGUUCUAGUUCUAGUUCUAGUUCUAGUUCUAGUUCUAGUUCUAGUUCUAGUUCUAGUUCUAGUUCUAGUUCUAGUUCUAGUUCUAGUUCUAGUUCUAGUUCUAGUUCUAGUUCUAGUUCUAGUUCUAGUUCUAGUUCUAGUUCUAGUUCUAGUUCUAGUUCUAGUUCUAGUUCUAGUUCUAGUUCUAGUUCUAGUUCUAGUUCUAGUUCUAGUUCUAGUUCUAGUUCUAGUUCUAGUUCUAGUUCUAGUUCUAGUUCUAGUUCUAGUUCUAGUUCUAGUUCUAGUUCUAGUUCUAGUUCUAGUUCUAGUUCUAGUUCUAGUUCUAGUUCUAGUUCUAGUUCUAGUUCUAGUUCUAGUUCUAGUUCUUGUUCUAGUUCUAGUUCUAGUUCUAGUUCUAGUUCUAGUUCUAGUUCUAGUUCUAGUUCUAGUUCUAGUUCUAGUUCUAGUUCUAGUUCUAGUUCUAGUUCUAGUUCUAGUUCUAGUUCUAGUUCUAGUUCUAGUUCUAGUUCUAGUUCUAGUUCUAGUUCUAGUUCUAGUUCUAGUUCUAGUUCUAGUUCUAGUUCUAGUUCUAGUUCUAGUUCUAGUUUUAGUUCUAGUUCUAGUUUUAGUUCUAGUUCUAGUUCUAGUUCUAGUUCUAGUUCUUGUUCUUGUGCUAGUUCUAGUUCUAGUUCUAGUUCUAGUUCUAGUUCUAGUUCUAGUUCUAGUUCUAGUUCUAGUUCUAGUUCUAGUUCUAGUUCUAGUUCUAGUUCUAGUUCUAGUUCUAGUUCUAGUUCUAGUUCUAGUUCUAGUUCUAGUUCUAGUUCUAGUUCUAGUUCUAGUUCUAGUUCUAGUUCUAGUUCUAGUUCUAGUUCUAGUUCUAGUUCUAGUUCUAGUUCUAGUUCUAGUUCUAGUUCUAGUUCUAGUUCUAGUUCUAGUUCUAGUUCUAGUUCUAGUUCUAGUUCUAGUUCUAGUUCUAGUUCUAGUUCUAGUUCUAGUUCUAGUUCUAGUUCUAGUUCUAGUUCUAGUUCUAGUUCUAGUUCUAGUUCUAGUUCUAGUUCUAGUUCUAGUUCUAGUUCUAGUUCUAGUUCUAGUUCUAGUUCUAGUUCUAGUUCUAGUUCUAGUUCU
This is a messenger RNA of Uranotaenia lowii, 1707 nucleotides long. RefSeq lists its product as uncharacterized. The record is from RefSeq and is a predicted model, not a curated record. NCBI's taxonomy places the organism in Eukaryota, Metazoa, Arthropoda, Insecta, Diptera, Culicidae. The annotation marks the transcript as partial. The transcript has a single exon.